Molecule: messenger RNA, 468 nt
Organism: Cercospora beticola
Lineage: Eukaryota; Fungi; Ascomycota; Dothideomycetes; Mycosphaerellales; Mycosphaerellaceae
Source: RefSeq, a predicted model, not a curated record
AUGGGCAAGUCCACAGUCAAUUGGGACAGUCAGGAGACCUGGCAGCGAGUCGUCGCCGCUAUCAUUGCCACUGGUGUCAAGAUUGACUACAAGCAAGUCGCACUCCACUUUGGAACAACUUACGAUACCAUCGAGAACCGCUUCCGCAAGAUCAAGAAGGAAGCCGCAGUCCUCAAGGCAGAAGUUGAGAGUGGUGAGCGAGGCGAGAUAACACCUGCCCGCAAGUCCGCUGCUAGCAGCCCCAAGAAGACUCCACGCAACACUCCGAGAAAGGAUGCUCUUUCUAAUGUCACCAACGGACGUAUCGCUAAGACACCCACUCCGUCGGGCCGUAAGAAUGGCAUCAAACUGGAGGCAAUCGAGGCAAGCUUCACCGACGCUCCGAGUGAUUUCGAUGACGGCCUGGGCGGUUUCGGCCACCUCGUAGGCAACUUCGACGAGGAUAUCAACAGUGACUACUUGACUUAG